AUAUGCAAGGAAUCCCCUCUGGUAAAUCUCUGGCAAACCAUAUCUUAACCUCGAGGCCAAGCAGAGGCAAACAUUCCUACUGUUUUUAAGAGUUAGCUGUAAUUUGGGCGGGAAGUUGGGUACCAAAAUUCGUGGUUAGAUUGCAAAAAUGGUCAAGUUAACCGAGGAAAGAGUUCUUACGAGUUCUAGAGCCUCUUCACUGAGAAGUGUAAAGAAUCUAAACUGCUGGGGGAGUGACCUUGAUGAUGUAUCAAUCCUUCGACAAUUACCAAAUCUUGAAGUUUUAAGUCUAAGCGUCAAUCAAAUUUCAACCCUGAAUGACUUGAAAUAUUGUCCAAAACUAAAAGAAAUAUAUCUUCGCAAGAAUAAUUUAUCUGACAUCAGUGAGCUAAUAUAUUUAAAACACCUGCCUCAGCUGAAAGUUUUAUGGCUAUCAGAAAAUCCAUGCACUGAUGUAAAAUGUUAUAGAUCCACAGUUAUCAGAAAUAUACCCAACCUUACAAAACUAGACAAUCAAGAAAUAGAUGAAAAUGAGAGAGAUCUUGCUGAAAAGGAAGGUGAAGAGCUUGAAGUUUGUCCAUCUGACUUACCUGAUUUUAGUGGAAUAGAUCUAUCCUUGACACUGCAAGAAGAUGAUCUUGCUAGAUUUUUGAAAACAAGUACGUUUGAUGGAAGCAUUUCAGGCAAGAUAGAUGAUACAGUAUCUAGCAGUAGAAAAGUCGACCUUGUAACUAUAAAUGAAAAACGAGCAAAACUUGGUUUAAAGCCCCUUGGUAUCGAGUAUGAUAGCACACAACACACCAAGGCUGAUGUGAAGUUAACAGGAUCAACGACAACGCAUUCUCCUAAUAAAAGCUCAAGAGUUCUAUCUGCUGUCAAAAUGUUACUUGAAGAACUUAGCGCUGGCGAAUUGCAAGAGGUUGUAAAUCACGCUGAAGAGCUUUUACAUUCAAUGGAUUCACCGGAAGAAAAAGAAGCUCUGCUCAACUAGGUUGUGAGUUAUAUGACCCUUUUUACAUAUCAACACUUAAAGACAAAUUGUUUUGAAAUGUGCUUCAUUUAGUUUUUAUUUAACGACGCUCGAUGUUACUCGGAGAAUUUCUCGGUUGCCAGGGUAUGCAAAAUUUGUUAUGUUUGGCAUUGCCGGAUUCCUCUGUGGAGGCAGCAGAUGGUACUAUGCAGAGACGAGCCUCUUUCCCAUAGCUGUUGAAUUGACAGCCUGAACCUUUCAAAGAGUGCUGGUUCUUGAACGGUAGGAGUGUAAAGACAAUGUGGUGGCAGUGACAUGCGGAAAUCAAGCACGGCGUCAUCGCAUUUUCUAGUUUUCUCGCGUACCAAUCAGAGCUUCUGAAUGCGCCUCGUUUUCAUCCCAAGUCCUAAUUUCAGCUAGACCCUCAAUCUGAAACUGGUAGUUCUGCCGGCAACUAAAUGCGUGGUACUGUAGCUUUGGUACUUUUUCUAAGAACGUGGAAGUCCUGCCCGUCUUUGCUACGUACCGCUAAUUAUAAGAAGUAAGAAAUUGUAAUCUGUCAUAAGCAAUUCUCUUUCGUACUACAAAAUUUUAGAUAGCACAAAAUCUUUGUGUAUAAUACUUAUGUUCUUUAAGUUAUUGUAUUUUGCUUAUCAGCUUUACUAACGGCCAUUUCAGCAAGCUCAACUCUGUUGUCGUGUGUGUUAAUAGUUCAACCUGUCCUCUAUAAUAAUAUUUUAUAGGGUCUUUAAAUUUUCAUUAACUGUUGUAUAUAAUUUUCAUUUAAAAUAACCCAUGUUGUAAAAGAAUUGUGAAGAGCUAUGAUUUUAAGUAUCCUAAAUUUUUAAUUUGAUAAAAUAUUAAACCUCUUUCUUAAGUAAAACAAUUCAGUGGUGUAA
Messenger RNA from Rhopilema esculentum, 1869 nucleotides. Its product is annotated as cilia- and flagella-associated protein 410. NCBI's taxonomy places the organism in Eukaryota, Metazoa, Cnidaria, Scyphozoa, Rhizostomeae, Rhizostomatidae. Gene Ontology annotation, molecular function: protein binding. The record is from RefSeq and is a predicted model, not a curated record.